Lentinula edodes (shiitake mushroom) is the source of this 510-nucleotide messenger RNA. Its product is annotated as kinase-like domain-containing protein. Gene Ontology annotation, biological process: intracellular signal transduction; protein phosphorylation. The transcript has 4 exons. The coding region runs from base 1 to 510 and encodes 169 amino acids. Gene Ontology annotation, molecular function: ATP binding; protein serine/threonine kinase activity. NCBI's taxonomy places the organism in Eukaryota, Fungi, Basidiomycota, Agaricomycetes, Agaricales, Omphalotaceae. The record is from RefSeq and is a predicted model, not a curated record. Gene Ontology annotation, cellular component: nucleus; cytoplasm.
AUGCAGAUUUCGGGAAUGCUCUCCAACAAGCCUAAGGAGGAUGAAAUCACAGCUGCUCCCUUGAGAGCACCCGAGGUGCUUCUCCAUGGAUCCUGGAAUGAGAAGGUGGAUAUAUGGGCGUUUGGAUGCUUGAUAUUCGAGUUCGUCGUAGGACGGUCUCUAUUUCGACAUGAAGGUUACAAAGAUCCGAACACAGAUAUUAUCCUAGACGAGAUAGCCCACCACCUUUAUCAAAUGGCAUGUUUUCUUUGUAAGGUAGAUUUCCCCGCGGAGGUGUUGCAGCACAGCAGACUUGCAUCACUAUACUUUGAAACAGACUGCACGUUCACACAUUCCCUUCCUCUGCAAUUGUUUCCCAUUAGAGGGCAGAUUAACAGCACUAAAAAGUUCAGUCCAGAGGAUGUGAAGAGCACGAAUAAGAUUGUGAAACGGUGCCUCGAGCUCAAUCCGGCCGAUAGGCCAACAGCCGCUGAGUUACUGAACGAUCCUUGGUUCCUCGGUGUAGAAUAA